CUAUGUUAGAUUGUUGUGACUACCACUACACCAGUUUCCAAAGGUCAAACAGUUUACCCCUUUUCUGGAACGAUUUUGCCUUUAUCUCCAGUCAUUUCUGGUGGAAAAUUCGCGAUAGAAAGAAUAGAAGAAUCGUGGAAGGUGUCUAAGGCAUCCAGACUUUGUAUCUCACCUCUGUUACCUACUACAAUACGGUGAUUGGAGGUGUAGUAGGUAGCUAGCCUAGUACCUAGCUAGGUAGUAGGAGUGAUUGGUCGAAUUUACAGCCCAGGGAUAAUUAUCAUAGUGGUGACGAAAGUUAUUCGUGGAGAUGAAGAAAAUAAAACUGGAAGCAGUUGCAUUAUAAAUACAGGUUAUGGCAAACAGUUUUAAUAUAAACUAAAGAUAAAUUCAAAUCAUGCCUAAAACACAAGCCUCAGGAUCAGGCAAAAGGCCUGCACAGGAUGAAGAAAGUAGACUGCAUCCUAGAUCGCAGUAUACUGAUGAGGAUAUCACAUCGGAUAUGGAAGACAUUAGCACGAAUUCAAGAGUAAAGGAGGAGAUUGAUGAUGUCAAUGAUGUUGACUUUGGCAUGGCUUCAAAAAUCAUCAUUGAAGUAGUGGACCCACUUGCAAAUCCUGUUAUUCCCAUGAACUUAGUUGUGCGUAAUGCUGAAAUACCAGAUCCUCCCUGGGUGAAAUUCUUCCUCAUCAAAUUUGAUAAUUACAAUGGAAUUGUUGAAAGUUUGAGUGAUGUACAAGAAGUGGUGAGCUGCCUUGAAGAGACAACUAGGACUCGUUUUUCUGUCAUAAAGACAAGGAGAAAAAGUUUUGGAUGUACAGAGUUCAAUCCAUAUGGAAUUAAAGUGUAUUGGGGUGAAGAUGGCAUCCCUUACACUAUUCUCAACAAAAAGCUGAUGGACUGUCAACAUGGUAAAUACCGCCGUCCCCUUCCCAAAGGUGAAAAGAAAGUCGGCAGACCGACAAUCAUGCCUGAUGGUGUCUUAAAAUAUAAAGGGACCAAAAAGUUAAAUUGUCCUGCACAGAUAAGAUUACGUGAGAUACUUCGAUUUCCAGAUUUCAAGGUUUGUGAAAAUACUCCAUGGCGACAUAAAGUACAGUCAAAAGUUUUGAAGAAAGCAUUCCAGUCAAGAGAUGUGAUAACUUCUCAUCGUUGUUUUGUAGUGAGUCUACCGAAGAUAGAACAGCAUGAAAACCACUUCAUUGAGCCAGCAGACAAGCCAUUCACUCCAGGAAUCAAGAGGAAGAGAACAGGACGUGCACAUGAACCGGUCCAUCCAAAAAUUAUUCAGAAGAUUCGGGAUUUGACAAUUGAUGGCGUAUUUGGUACCAAGAACAUAAAAGAGCAGAUAAUGGAAUAUGCUGUAGACGAGUUAUCACAGGAGGAAGGAUUUUCCUUAGAAAGUCGCAGGUUUAAUCCUCGGGAUCAGGAUAUAAGAAAUGUUGUCAGAAAGGUCCAGACUGACUUACGUAAAGCUGGUAGUAGUUUAGCCGAAGUUCAAUGUACUUCAAUACUCAAAGACUUGGGGGGUAUUGUGACAGCUACCAGUGAUGAAAGAUAUUUGGAACAGCUGAAAACUCAUCUUGAAUAUCUACGUUCAGCUGUAAAAUUGAAGGUGUCUCUAGAACCACUAAAUGCAUGCUAUCUUAAAUUAUCUGAAACUGAAGGCAGUCCAGUUCUGAAGAAAGAAAAAACCACUGGUACAGAAGAAGAGGAAGUCAUCAGUUAUACUGCAUAUGCCAUAUCAGAUGCUGAUAAUGAUAAUCAGAUACUUUAUGAAGAAGAUUUUCCAGUUAAAGGGGAGUCUGCACAUACUGUAUAUUAUUAUGAGUGAUGUGUACAAACUUCCCUGGAUGCAGUGGCGUUCGCAGAGUGAUGUGACAUAACAAGGGGUUUAGAAAGUGGUAUCAGAGUUUAAAAACGUAGCUGUUUUGUAUUGACUAUUCCAUUUUAUGUACAACUUUGACAUAUUGAACUGACAUCAGUUUUCAUUCAUAUAUAUAUAGUUUUCCAGGUAAUGUAACAAAUAUAUUUUAAGAUGUUGAAUUGUGACAUGUGAAUAGAGGAGAGGAUAAUAUUUCUGCUAAUACUUUUCUAUUUUCUGAAUUUCAUCACUAUUAUUCCAAGGGUGUGUGAUGUAGGUACAAUGCAUUGCUGCAGCAUUCUCACUUCAGUUGUUUUUGAAAGACAAGCCAGUGGUUGGAUUAUUGUGUUCUAAAGUACUUUUUCCUUUGGUAGGAUUGGGAUUAUGUGUGUUGCUCUUUUGCAGUCGUAUGUUUCUAGAUUUCAAAAGUCCAUUGAAGCAAUAGCUGUAGGUUUUUUCAAAGCCUGUGGAUCCCAGACUGAUAACUGAAAAUCCCUGGAAUACAAAGUUCUUCCUGCUUUUGUAAGGUUCUUGUGGCCCAUAUUGUUUUCCAGUAUAAUUAAAAACAGACAUUAUGGGAACAUUCUUGAUCUGACUCAUCAUUUCAGCAAAUUGAUUACAUCAGAUUUCAUAAUGCUGGAAUUUUAACCCCCUACAGAGGUAGUAUCCCAAUGGUAUGCAUUCCAUAACAUAUUAUAGACGGUGCUAAAGGAUCUUUGCUUCAGUUUUCCAUCCCCCUCGUUUAGGUGUAAAGCAUUUAUGCAGACUGAAGUAGAGUUUAGAAAGGGAUGAGUGGUUUUACUUCUAAUGGAGUUGCACUGUGUAGCAUUGUAUUGUUGCAUUUAGUUAUGGAAAAGUAUGUCAACUGUACUUGAUAUUUUCUUUAUAAAGAAAUUUGAAGGCUCAGUUGUGCAUGCUUUUUGAAAAUGAGCUAAUAGUAAAUGAUAAUAGCAUUUUAUUUUGAAUUCACAUAAGAUAUCCUUUUAAAACAAUUAACAUGGAUUGGGAAAAGUAUACAGUUGACCCCCGCCAAUUUGCAAUUUUGGAUUCAUGGCAUCUCCUCUUCACGGAUUUUUCUGUGGAAUGUACGUCCACGUUAUUUGUGGAAAAUUGGCCUUUUCGCAGAAUUGUUCAUAGAGGAAUAUUAGCUAAUUAUACUGUAUUUUCACAUUUUUGUGACUAAAUGCCUUUUUUAUCAUAAAUCUAGUAAAAGAGGCAAGUAAGCAUUUUUAGAGGGGUUUUUAGAAGGUUGAACUAUCAAAAUUGGCAGUUAUAAGUAUUUUUAGAGGAGUUUCAAGUAUUUGCGGAUUUUAGCUAUUUGGGGGGGUGUGUGGUCCCUGUCCCCUGUGAAUCCUAGGGGUCGACUGUAUUAAGCUGCCUAUCUGAGUGGUAGGAAGAGGAAUAUUACUGACAGAAUUAAGGACACAGCAUAUCUGUAUGAAAAAGAAUGUAAUUAUUGUACUAAAAGUAUGUCAAAAUUGGCUUCCUCUAAAAUGCCAGAUAUUGCAGGUGUGUUUGUUGUCUUGUUGAACAGACCUAUGCCUUGCUGACUAAAGUUAAAGAAAUAUCCAGGUAGCAAGCAUAUAGUAAUUCAGAAACUUCUAUAUGAAUAAAAGUGAUGAUAAAAUUAAUACUAUGUAGUAACACAAGCUUUCUUAUUUAGGCACAGGUACCAGUUUAUUAGGGACACCAAGUUAUGUUCAUUUGAAAGAGGAUACAUGUAGUAGGGAAGAUAGAUUACAGCAAGGAAAGAAGAAAGAAGAAGAGUAUAUUUAUUGUAAAAACUAAAUUACAUAAGAAAAGAUAAUUGACAAAUGAAAUACAAAGUAAGCAAACCUCUUUUUUAAAAAAUCAUGAAUGCAUGUAAGUCUGUACUUAGGAGGACUGUGAUAUGGUUUCAGGCCUUAUGAAUUCUCAUAAGGUGCAUGGUUAACAUCUAGAAGUUACUCCUCCAGCAUAAAAUAGCCAUUUGAUAUCUAAAAGGAGGACAGGAGGAAUAUGUAAAUAUAAAAUUUAAAUACCAUUUCACUUCUGUUUGGAAAAAUAUUGCUUAACUGUAUAAAUACCAUGUUUUUUAAAAAGUUUUUGUACAAAACCAAUAUAGUCAUAGCACUAUAUUCAUGGAACAUUUGGGACAUGAAUAUAGCAUAAAUGAGAUUAAUGAGGCAAUGAUGAAGCAAAAUAGAUAAUUGCAAGUUAUGCAAUAUUAAUUUUAAGUAGCUAAAUAUAUUAAUUUAAUAGAAAGUAUAUAUGUAUAUACUGUACAGCAAUUUAGCAAGCUCAAUAUGUUUCAGCUUCUGGGUAUGCUAUGACUAAACUUUAGUUGGAUACAUAUGUAAUACAAUAUAAACUUUACCAUUAUGUAAGACCAAUAAAAUGAUUCAAAUGUCAACAGAACUGAAGUUCCUUAUCAAAGUUCAAGGUUAAGCACAAUGCACACAGGAUACUUAUUCUUCAAUAUGUAUUAUGAAUCUGGAAUAUAUAGUACUGUGUGUUCAAACAUAUUAUACUAGUUUGCUUUUGUAUGAGUUUUUCCAUGUACAAGUAAUUGUUUGUCAUCUCUUAAAUUCCUACUCUUACUGUGUGUAACCAUGAUAUCAGAACAUGAAAGUAAGUGAAUAAACAAAGCAAGUUAUUACUUAUGAUAAACAAGACCUAAGUUCAUCUAAUGAUAUUUUGAGAACUGAUUCUGAAACUAUUUCUCACUUCUUGCAAAUGUAAGGUUUCAAAGACCAGGUUAUCAUAUUUCUAAUACAAUUCUCAGUUAUAUACAUAGAUUACAUUUUUGUGUUCACAAGCCCUAUACUGGACAGUAAACCUUAUUUGCAAUUAAAAGCUGUUGAUUUUAAACUUCAAUAUAGGAUGUUUUGUUAACAUAUUUUUCAUCUGUUUUGUCAAUAUAUUCUUGAACUUCUUGAGAGAAAGAAUUUUGACCCCCUCUCUCUCUCUCUCUGUUUGUCUGUCUGUUUAGGUCAAAACUUUCUACUGAUUUUUUUUCACCCACCUCUACCAAACCAAUUUUUCCCGGAUUUGGUGUAUGUACAUGUUCAAAGUUGGUGACAACGCAGUAUUAAAAAAAAUACUACUGCAAUUGCAUUGUUGUGUCGCAUGUAAAAACACAGCCAAGGGAUGACUGUGGACCCCCAUUAUCCGGGCUCCACUUUAUGUAGGAUUUAUGUGGAUCAUAUCUUUCACUUUUUCGUGGGAACUUUCACCAAUUUGCAAAAUUUUCUGUGGCCCAUUGCUAAAAUUACUAAUUCGUUUUUUUCAUAUUAGAGCAGGCAGCUAUAAGCAUUUUAGUUUAAGGGGUAUUUGGCAGUUAGAGGGGAUUUUGCAUUUUUGUGGAUUUUACAUAUUCGCAAUGGGUUCUGGAACCUAUCCCUGCAAAAAAGUGUGGGAACAGUUUUCAUUGGUGCCAGGACCGUAGAUUCAUACACUAAUAACAACCAUGCAAAGUAAAGAGGAUGGGGCUCUGCAAUCUGUUCAGUCACUUGGUCAUGCAAGCAGUACUUAUUCAACCGUCAAACACUAAGAAAUCCCAAAUAAAAGUAAUUAAAAAAAAAUUUCACUACCACACUUUUAUUUCAAAAUGCACUAGAAAGUAUGAAAUAAAACUUUCCAUGAUCCAUGUUAAUGGUUACUUGUGCUUAAACAUGAAAGCAGGGGCUGCUUAUUUGCUUAAUCCUGCAUUCUUUUCCUUAGUUUCCUCAUAAAACUCUGGUGUGCAAGACGUUUGUGCUUACUUAUACCUAAGCAUCAAAUCGUGAGCUGCUUACCCUGACUUGCAUACAGUCCUCUGCAUACAGACGUAUUUUACUGUACUAUUGUAUUGAAAAUGCAUUUUAUUGAUGCAGCAUGUAUAUAUAUAUAGACAUAGGUAAUGAAAGAGGUCUGUGGAUGCAGAAUUUCAUGUCAAUAAUGCAAAUUGUCAAGCAAUUUCUAACAAUGAUGUAUAUAGCCUACUUAGUGGUUCUUGAGGAAGCUUACCAGGUAUGGAACCAAAUUACUUGCAAGUCGUUGAUAACAAUUACUUUACCAUAUUCAUUGUUUUCACAUACCUCUUCAGGCCUUAACCAACUUGCAUCAUCAAGGCACAAAGUGAGAUUUAAUCCCAUAUAUCUGUGCUGUGAAAUCAUGAUUUUGGAAACUUUUCAUUUUAAAUACGAGUAUGUUUGUACGUAUAGAAUUGUAUGGAAGUUAGGUUAGUAGGUGCCCGAUGCUUUUAUAUUUAGUUUUAAGUAACCAUUAAUAUUGUGGAUCACAGAACAUUUUAUUUUCUUUAUACUUUUUGGUGCAUUUUGAAAUAAGAGUGGGUACAAUUCUUUUUUAUUAGUUUUACUCUUGUUUUGUUAUAGUAGUAAGUAAUGGGAGAGGCUGUGGAAACAUUUUAAAUAAUAUUGUUUAAAACAUUUGUAAAGAAUGCAGACAUGUUUACACAUGUCAAUUCAUCAUUACUUCAUGUUCCAACAUCAUCAGACCCCAUGAGUAUCACAGCAAUUAUUUUUAGUGGAUGUUCCCCUUGGAUCCAUUACUUUGUUGUUUAGUGCAAUUUAAGCUUUUAAGGUUGAUUCAAAUAAAAGAUUAUCCAUUUCCCAUGUUCAGAUUUAUAUAGAAAAUUUUUCAGUAACCAAGUUUAAAGACCAUUAAGAAGGAAAAAGGUGGAAGGCCUGGAAUGUCAGAAGCAAAAUUUCUUAUUUUAUAUAUUUUAGUUAAAAUGAUUUUAUUAUUAGUGUCUAGAAAGGAUACUACUUUGUCUAUUAUUAUUGCUGUAUAGAAUUGAAAGCUUUACUUUUUCCCUUGAUAGUCAGUUAUGUAUUAUGGUGGCAUCGUAUAAUUUCUAUAAUAAAUUGAAUAUUAUUU
Messenger RNA from Macrobrachium nipponense, 6724 nucleotides. Its product is annotated as calcium-responsive transcription factor-like. The record is from RefSeq and is a predicted model, not a curated record. The coding region runs from base 398 to 1834 and encodes 478 amino acids. Lineage: Eukaryota; Metazoa; Arthropoda; Malacostraca; Decapoda; Palaemonidae. The transcript has 10 exons. Gene Ontology annotation, molecular function: DNA-binding transcription factor activity.